Molecule: messenger RNA, 1690 nt
Organism: Cryptotermes secundus
Lineage: Eukaryota; Metazoa; Arthropoda; Insecta; Blattodea; Kalotermitidae
Exons: 4
Coding region: 191-1366 (391 amino acids)
Cellular component (GO): nucleus
Source: RefSeq, a predicted model, not a curated record
UACGCAUUGCGCGUUAUUGUUUCGGUCGUUUAAGGUUAACAUUAAAUGUGACGGUAUCAUUAAUUUCGGUUAAUUUAAUGACUGAAUAGCAAAUAAAAUUGGCUCGUGUCCAAUUAGGAAGUAUAGUACCAACAUAUAGUUUAAUCCAUGGCGUUAUUGUAGUAAUUUGAUAUUCUUUCGACUGCAGAACAUGUUGCGAUUUCGUAUGUUAACCUAUAAACCCAUUGUGAAUAUUGUAAGGAAGCGUGGAACGGUAUCAAAAACUAAAGUAAAGGAAUGGAGGAAAGUCAAUUAUUCGCGUUUCCCAAAUCCGGGUAUUCAGCGACGCAUGGGUAUUUUGGAACCUGAAGACAGACAUGUAGAAGAACUGAGUGAUGUGGACGAUGCCGAUGCAGAUUUUACAGGAUUAAAUGAGAUGCACGAUUUACACGAAAGUGAAGAAGAAAAAAUGAAGCAGAUGAAACAACUGAAAAUUGUAGGCAAUAAGUACUUCAGACAAGAAAAAGGGCCGAACUUGUUGACAUGGGCAGAGAAGGAGCAAAUCCAUUAUCUGCACAGCAGCAAUGCAGAUACUUGGACUGUAGAGAAAUUGGCCCAAAGUUUUCCAGCAUCUGAGGCAACAAUAAGGAAAAUCCUGAAAUCCAAGUGGCGUCCACAGGAUGCUGAUCGAGUUCUGAAACAUGACCUUGCUGUACAGAAAAACUGGGACUUGCUACAGAAAGGGAAGUUGGAGGUAGACCCUGAACUGAGACUGCAUUUAUCAAAGUUCACACAGAGACAAGCACCAGUCUCCCAGAGGCCUGCCAUCGCUGGAAUCUUCAGAGAUGAAAACAGCAUACCAAAGCCAAAGCAGUCAGAGUUUAGAAGUAUAAUAGAAAGCUACAAAUUGCUGAAAUGUAAAGACAUGCCAGAGGAUGAUGUGAGAGACCCAGAUGUGUUGCAGAGAGCACGUGAUACGUCAACAGUUCCAAAGGGUGAUUCAUUCCUCCUACGUGGACAGAAAUCAUACUCACGACAGAAUUGUGUCACGCUUGAGAAAUACAGGGAGAGGGUUUUGAAGGAAAUUAAGAAGGGUCAUGAGAAAAGUGCAGAUGCCAAGUUGAUGGUAUCUAAUCACAGUAAGUGCGAACAUGUGUCAGAGGCAAUUCAGGACGCUAACUCAGACAUCGCCAAUGAAAUGGUAAACAGUCAUUCUGCUGGACUGAAUCCCACAGUGACUGAGAUGAGUUCUGAUAUUGGUAAGGAUCCGCCAUGGAGAAUCCGAGUGCCAGCCAAAAAGUGGAAGAAAGGUUGCACCUUCAAGAUCGAAGACUGCUACUAUGAUGAUGAUGGUACAUUUUUGUACAGGGUGCCUGGCAUGAAAUGAAACAUGGAAGUACUUUUCUGUGAAGAAUACUAUGGUACCACAUAGUUAGGUAGAUCACUGAUGGUGAAGAUGAAUGCACCAUGUUCCUCUGAAACAUUGGUGGUGAUCUACCAGGCUAUAUGGUGUCACAUCCCAGAAGACAGCAGUCUUUAUAGGCACCAUUGCAAGAACCUCAAAUCUCACAUAGUCCUCAUCUGGUUUAGAGUUAUGCAAAAGUGUAGUUGGUAUAUAUGAGGCAAUGAAGAGUAUUAGUAAAGUAAAGUAAAGGUAUCCUUGUAACAGGCCAUGGAGGCCCAUAGGGUUUUGAGAUGUUGAAGCACCCAC